Molecule: messenger RNA, 6402 nt
Organism: Mus pahari (shrew mouse)
Lineage: Eukaryota; Metazoa; Chordata; Mammalia; Rodentia; Muridae
Gene: Krabd3
Product: KRAB-A domain containing 1
Exons: 18
Coding region: 395-3553 (1052 amino acids)
Biological process (GO): regulation of DNA-templated transcription
Source: RefSeq, a predicted model, not a curated record
GCACUCUGGGAAGUGUAGUCUGCGCUUGCGUCGUUACCGCUGUGAGGCUGGGGGCUGCGGGCGGAAGCGAGACCACCCCUCCCGGGAUGCGAAGCGCCGGACCGACCCAGACGAGCCAACUCUGCGGUUCUCGGUGUAGCGAGUUCCCCGGCCCCGCUUCCUGUCGUGUAGAACUGGGCCGCUGUCCCCGAGGGUCUCGAGGGUCUCGGUGCAGCCUCCAGCCAGAGCCGCACCGGAAGCUGGGUGGGCCAGGGAGUCGCGAAGCUGAGUUCCGCCAUGGCGCUCCAGACUGUACCCACAGGUGCCCAUCAGCUUCAAGGACUUGGCCGUGCGGUUCUCUGAAGAGGAGUGGCGGCUCCUGCAGGAGGGGCAGCGGGAAUUCUACAGAGACGUGAUGCGGGAAAACUACGAGACGUUGGUGUCUGUGGGGACCUCUGAGCUGCUUCCUCUCUCUGCUUUCCUGUCACCUGCAGAGGCUGGAGGAGCCACAUCAGGAGAGAGCCACCAGGAUAAGGGACAAAAGUCCCAUUUGGAGCAUAGUUCCCAGGGAGAGCAGCCUCAGCAGAGCCUACACCUCACCGCAUUAGUGCAGCUGGUGAAGGAGAUUCCAGAGUUCUUGUUUGGAGAAGUGAAGGGUACGGAGGACUACUCCGAGAGUGGGAGCACCAGUCUGGAUGGGGAGCAAACGAGCCCCGAGGUAGCUGUGGUUGUGGAAGCUUGCCCUCCCCGAGGCCUGCUCAAUUCUCUUCCGGAGAGCCCUGCAAGCCACCCCAGCCUGGCCACCACACCCACAGGCAGCUCAACGUCCAGUGGCCUUCCUGGAGACUGGGCACACGGAAGCCCCUUACCUGCUAUAGGAACAGAUGAUAAGCCACUGUCUAUAGAGAAGGAAGGUGUAGGAGCCUCGGGAGAGACCUCCAUUCAUUCCACUCAAAGCCUGGGCCAGAGCAAGAGUUACCUAAGACAGGAAAGAGGCAGCAUGGGAACAGGAACCCUUCCUGAGAACAGUCCAUUGCAAGGCCUCAUCAACUGUUUGAAGGACAUCCUUGUGCCCAGACCCCAGCACCGGGGGACGGCCCUGGACUUGCCGCCUUCUCUCCCUGGCUUGAGUGUGUUGAAGCAGACGGGAGCUGAGGUAGAGGCUGGGAACCUGCCCUGCCCGGUGAAGACAGAGGCAGCAUCCGGGGAUUGUCCCCUUCAGGGCCUGCUGAACUGUCUGAAGGAGAUCCCAAAAGCCCCAGACCGGCGUCCCAGCCCCUCAGGAGCAUCAGACUUGCAGCUGCAGGAGGACCCAGGGAAAAGGCAUCCUGGAGGGAUGAGACACCUCCAGACUCCUCCUCCCCACCCUAGUCAUGAAGCUGGCAGUAUGCUUACCACAGUGAAGGUAGAAGAUGGCUGGACCCAGAGUCCCCCGGUGCCAGCAUCCUGCCAGCUUAGCAGGCAAGGCUACAGCUCCUCCUAUUCCACUGGAGACAACAGAGAGGUCCGUGUGCCCCGCUGGGGCCCCAUGACUCUAGCCAGCAGGGCCUCAAGCUCACCCCUAGAAGCUCUGGAGGCCUGUCUAAAGGGCAUUCCCCCAGGUGGGUCAUCGCCUCUUCAGUCACUAGCCAUCUCAUGGUCCAGAAGUCCCCAGCCAGGGGAUGCCGGGUCUCAGAGGUUUGAGCUACAGCAACAAGGAUCUCACAGUGAAGAAGCUACAAGGGAGCCACUUCUGCCUCUGAGCUUGCAGGGCUACAUGAGAGAAGGACCUGGGAUUCAACCCUGUGGAUCCCAGGGUACCCCUACCAGCUACUCCUCAGCCAGUAGCAGUGAUGGGGAUCUAGAUUUCAGGAGCCCCAGGAGCAGCCAGGGGCAACGGCUUGGGAAAGGCUAUCCACCAGGAAGCUCUCCACUCCAAGGCCUGGAGAACUGCCUGAGAGAGAUCCCUAUUCCCAGGCCACAGGCUGCCUGGCCAUGCUCCUCAGCUGUCAACAGGGGAUUGAAGAGAACAGAGCCCAGGAACUGGACUGGAGACAGAGAAGGACUGAGAGGUGAGGCUUCUGAGCCACCCCACCUCAGACAGCGUCCUGGAGAAGUACCCAGCAGGAGUCUGCAUCGAGACAGUCCACAGACCUGUACUCCCACCUGCCACCAAGUGACCACCAGGCCAGGAACGUGGCAAUGGCCACAAGAGGAGACAGCCACCACGCCCUCCCCUCUGCACCGCCUGGAGAACUCUCUGAGGGGGAUCUUGCCCGUGAGGCCCUUGCGUUUCACCUGCGUGACUGGCCCUGGCCCCAGUCCCAGCCCCUGCUCCAGCUCCAGCUUCAGCAGCUCUGAUGGAGAAGACCUGAGACCAGAGCCUGCGUUUUGGCAGUCACCCCUCCAGCAGAAAGACCAGCCUCCCUCCUGUAAGGACCCUGGUCGUCUGUGCCCUGUCUCUGGCGCAUCUCCAAGAGUCAACAACAAUAGCUGUCUUGCUGAAGACGCUGAGAGAACAGAGCCCAGGGACUGCAGCAGCCUCAGUGCAGACUUUGUUUCUACAGGAAGAGCAGAAGAGAAGUCCCACCCAGCCAGAAGAGAAGAUGGUGCAGAGCGGCCAUGCCAGCCUGGCCCUGUGACCAAUGCCGAAGGAGAAGGAAAAGGAGUGACAGCUGGGCACCUGUGGCCUGCCCCUCAGCUGGAGGAAAAGCCUGAGCCCAAGGAGACUGAAGAUGCCAGGGGCCUGGCGCCUGGACGCAGACAGCCCAGUGCUGCAGCCAGGACCCAAGGGAAACUGCUCUCUGGGGACCCUCCGGAGUCACCUAGCAAGUCUCCCCUUCCCACAACUGUCUUGUCAAAAUGGUCACCCACUUCUCUUCAGCCACCGUGCCCCUGUGGCAGGUCCUUGCAGCAGGAGCUGCAUAACCUUGGUACUGCUCUCACGGACAAGCUAGACCGGCUUGCAGCAGCCUUGGCAGGCCUGACUCAGGAAGUUGCAACCAUGAAGACCCAGAUGGAUCAGCUGCGAAGGCGCCCACGGAGCCUUGGACCAAAAGGUCAGGGUUCCUGGCGGUUGGCCCUCCCCCAGAGACCCCGCUGGGCAAACAGACUGGACCACAGACAUCUACCCUACUGGAGACAGAAGGGCCCCACCAGGCCCAGACCAAAGAUCCUGCGGACCCAGGCAGAAGGCUGCAAGACUGGUGACCGCCCAGGACUCUCUAGAGGGAAGGGCAAUUUGGUGCCUCAGCUGCCUCCAGAGGCUUCCUUGGUAGAAUCUUCCAGGCCCACCUGUAGUUCGUCCCAGCAGAUCUCCUCUAGGCCUGGAGGCCACACUGUGCUGACUGCACAGCCUCCUCUGGAGCACACUGGAUGCCACCAGAAUCCCCUCUCCCCUUCAGUGCCUACUUCUGUGCAGGUCCCCCUUGUGGCCUCACCUGCAACCAGUGCAGACACAGAACCUCCGGCUGCUAGAGUGGCAGCCAUCGGCAUUCCAAACCAGCCCAAGGAACCUGAUGGCCUGCUAGGGGAAGCCCUCAGCAAAGACCUCUGGGGAGGUGACCACAGGGAUCCAAGGUGGGGGGCCCAUUAACUGUGCUGUUUGUCUGCUCAGCCUUGCUGGAGAUUCUGGGUGGCAGGGAUGUCCUGAUGGGACCCUCUGGAGUCCAGCCAUCCCAGGCUGUCUGCUUUCCAGGGGUUAUAUCUUCCUUCUUACCUGUUCAACCAGCCCUCUCAUUGCUGCUGCAAGUCUGGCUCUUUGCCUCAGCUGUGCCAGGCCUCCAUGGUGUCUGCAUAGAGCCACGAUAGAGGCAUUCCUCAGCCGUACCUCUGGCUUUCUUGGCUCAGGUUCAGUCAGUUACUCUUCCUCCUUGGCAAAGCCAUCUAGGACCAGGUGGGUGUCAUGCAUACCGCAUGUGCACAGAGCCAGCUGCAGAGGGCACCACAAGGGCACCUUAACCUGCUCCUGAUCUCAAGAACGAUACAUGGCUAGCCUUUGUCUGUCUGUGGACUGAGCUGAAUUUACCCACAUAGAUUCUAAAAUUAAAUGUAUUAGUUGCUAAGUAAAGGCCAUUGGGUUCUGUGCUCAGAGGGGACAACACUCUGGCAUGGUUGCCUGGAUUGUCACUAGUACAUUUGAACUAGGCAGCUGGUGUUCCCCUCUUCGACACACACCUCAUGAGAACUGAGCAUGUGUAGUACAGCUGGGGACAGAGUGCCACAAGGCCUCUGGGGAGAGGACUGCGCAUGUGUCGGUCUCCUGGACUUAGUCUGGGCAGCUUAGAUCAGGGGUCCCAAAUCUCGGGCCUGCCAGGCUUGGUUCUGCAGGGGACAUUUGGCUCUGCGGGGGCUGUUUUCAUGCUCACAUGCCAUCUCCUGGGAGUUUUUUCUCUCAGUGCCCUCAUACCAGGACACAGGAUGUUUUAAGUGGCGCCCAUUUUCAUUUAAACUUAAGAACAUCACAUUCUGAAGUGCUGGGGUGGGGGGCACUUUCCCCUAGUGCCCGGUGUCAGCCUUUUCACAUCAUGAGUGUUGUCAUCCAGAAAGUUUACAUUCAAGAACCAGACAGUUGAGAUUUAAAAAAGAAAAAAAGUCGGGAAAAAAACCCUGUUUUCAGUAUUUUACAAGUUUGUGUUGGGUUGUGUAUAUCACAUUCCUCAGCUACAUGUAGGUUAGUGGGCUACAGCCCGGCUGUGCCUGUUAGGAUUGAACAUAAACAGGGAGGGGAGUACCAUCUAGCUCAUAACACACACCCAAGACCUCGGCCAGUCUGGGCUGACUAGAUGUCACUCCAUCUGCUUCUGCCCUGGGGAGAUGCUUGGCGCUCUGCCACCGCUGGCUACCCUGGAUUUACUCACUUUGUAUCCCUCAGGGUUGUCCCUUUUGAACCUAAGGCCUUUCAGGAGCUGUCUAUACCCAUAGGAGCUGGGAAGGCCAGCGCCUGGGGCUGCCUGCUGAAGCUAAGGGUGACAUGGCCCUGUCCUUGACAACCACAAGCAGUUUCAACCACAAGCUACUUUACCCUGUGACACACUAAAGUAGUGGUCCCUGGAGAUAUCCAGGGCUAGGCACCCCUCAGGUAACCAUGCCUAGGGUGAGUGUGGAUUAAACAGACACAGCCACAAAAGAGAACAGGUCUUAGAGCAGUGAUUCUCAAUCUGUGGGUCACAAAGGAUCCACCCUUUGAGGAUCACAUAUCAGAUAUAUUACAUUUUGUAACAGUAGCAAAACUUGUUAUAAAGUAGCAACGAAAUCGUUUUAUAGUUGAUGGUCACCUGGUUGUAACAUUAAUAAGAUUGAGAACUGUUUUAGGGACUAAAGCACUCCCCAAGAAGUCUGCCUAGACUAAUGUAAGCUGUGCACAGGACAUUGCCUGGAACAAGUCUAGCUCACUGCCUUCAUGUGAAUCAAGUGGCUGCAGCUUCCGCUUGAAAGGAACGGCAGCUGCAGCUCCAGGCAGUGGGGCAGGGCUGGUGCUUCUAGUGCCUGUGGGCAGGGAUAAGACCCGGGUCCGGAGCAGAGAAGAAGCGUUCAACUUCAUAAUCCUACUUGGAAGACGUGGGUAGUCUUAAACUGGGGACUGGUCAGGUAUCCCUGGCUAGGACCGGAACUUCGUCCUUUCUCUUCUAAACAUGAGACCAUGCUAUAAGUCAGUGAAAGGGAUGGCAUGUCUGUCUACCUUGCUAACAGCCAGCACAAGUGACCAAACAGCAUUGUAGGAGAGUUGCCAAGGCCUGUCAUCUCCUGGGUGGUAAGUGCUUCCCUUGGCUGUGCCUGCUUAGAACAAAUAAAGGCAGUUGGGACCGAACUCAGCGUAAGUGAUUCAGAUCCAACUGGACAGUCAUAACAGGUUUAAAGAAACAUUUAGUCUAGCGCAUGGGCCACUGAGUGAACCCUAUGGAUUUCUAUGGUGUCGGCUAUGUCACCACUACACCACUGGAAGGUCUCGAAGGACCUGCUACUGUCACAGCUGUUAAUCAGCCUUCUGGACUCACUGGGUCCUGUUCCUGACAGGACAGUUCUGGGACAACCUGUUCAAACUCAGUACAGGUUUGCUGGCCAGGAGUUAAGGACCAGAGUUCUAUCCUCUUACUGAUCUGGGAAGUGGCUAUAAGCCACACCUGAGUGGGGACUUCUUCCUCAUAUCACCCACAGGGCUAAGAGGGUGAGUCCUGCUCACUCUGCAGACUGAUGGAAGGCUGAAGGAGGUAGGCGGCCCCAGGGACCUUCAGUGACCUCCGGCCAUACCCUGCAAGUCACUGUUCACCCCUGGAGCAUCUCCCACUGGGGCAGACUUGGCUCUGGACUGGCUUCUCUGGAUCCUACAUGUGGCCCUGUAAAGUUGUGGGAUUGCAAGGCUUCCCCUCCUAAUCCAUCUUGCCAGUUCCCGGUCCUGGAGGCCUGCGCCCAUUUACACGGUGUUGGUGGCUGGCUCAUUCACAG